AAACAAAUUCCAAUUGGGACUCGGCGAGUGAGUUUCGUUCGCGGAUGGAAAAGUAAAAAGCGGCGGCAACAUUUACUGUUCUUUGUGCGUCUUUCCGUCACUUGUGCGGGCGCCAAGCUAACUGAAUCAAAAAUCACAAAAAAACACCUAAAACGCAAUUCAAAAUACAACCCAGAGUGUGUAACUGAGAAUACAGCUCUCUGAGGCACACGUAGGUGAAAACAACAAACAACAUCUGGAGAGGGACACCUGACAUCAUCGUUUUAUUGUAGCAUCCAUUGUUUGUUCGUUCUUGCCAUCUAUCAGAGCUAAGCUCUUUUGGAGGAUAUCCCCCCACCUCACUUGUUCCCACCACCCAUCAAGAUAAUCCAUUGAAUUCAAAUAUCGGACAAAUAAAAAACAAGCGGCAAGAUGUUCAUCGAAGAUGAUGCGCAAAUGGACAGCUUUUGGGUGCAGAGCGCCAUUGGCGCGAUCAAGGCGAUCGCCUUCAUGUACGACAUCAUCACGCUGCCGGUCUACCUGGUGCUGCAAAAACCCUGGAAACGUCGACAGGACUCGCGUCGGGUGAAGGCGAAGAUCGUGCGGAACGAUGACAAUGAGCUGACCUACCGGACUACGGAUCCGCCGCGUGAUGUCCACGUGAAGAUGUUGCAGGAGAACAUCGAUACGCUCGAGAAGGUCUUCAACUAUGUGGCCAAGACGUACACGUCGAAGCGCUGCCUGGGCACCCGCCAGAUCCUCAGCGAGGAGGACGAGGUGCAGCCAAACGGCCGUGUCUUCAAGAAGUACAACCUGGGCGACUACAAGUGGAAGACGUUCACCGAGGCGGAGCGUACGGCGGCCAAUUUCGGACGUGGUCUGCGGGAACUGGGCCAGAAGCCACGCGAGAACAUUGUCAUCUUUGCCGAAACGCGGGCCGAGUGGAUGAUCGCUGCCCACGGAUGCUUCAAGCAGGCUAUGCCCAUUGUCACCGUCUAUGCCACACUGGGCGAUGAUGGAGUGGCCCACUGCAUCACCGAAACGGAAGUCACCACGGUUAUCACCUCCCACGAUCUGCUGCCCAAGUUCAAGACUCUGCUGGACAAAUGCCCGCUGGUGAAGACCAUUAUAUACAUCGAGGAUCAGCUGCAAAAGACAGAGACCACUGGCUUCAAGGACGGCGUCAAGAUCUUGCCCUUCAGCCAGGUGGUUAAGACCGGACAGGAAAGCAAAUUCGAGAACGUGCCACCCAAGGGCGACGACAUUGCCAUCAUCAUGUACACUUCCGGCUCCACUGGCACACCCAAGGGAGUGCUGCUGUCUCACAAGAACUGCAUUGCUACGAUGAAGGGCUUCGUUGACAUGGUUCCUAUCUAUCCGGAUGAUGUUCUGAUCGGAUUCCUACCCCUGGCCCACGUUUUCGAAUUGGUUGCGGAGAGUGUGUGUCUCAUGACCGGCGUUCCCAUCGGCUACUCGACCCCGCUGACCCUAAUCGACACUAGCAGCAAGAUCCGACGCGGCUGCAAGGGCGACGCCACCGUGCUGAAGCCCACCUGCAUGACUUCGGUGCCGCUGAUUCUGGAUCGCAUCUCCAAGGGCAUUAAUGACAAGGUCAAUUCGGGCUCCGCGUUCAGGAAAUCGCUCUUCAAAUUCCUUUACCAGUACAAAGUCAAGUGGGUGCAGAGGGGCUACAAUACGCCGCUUAUUGACAAAUUGGUAUUCAAGAAGGUGGCAAAGUUGAUGGGCGGCAAAGUGCGCAUUAUCAUGUCCGGUGGAGCGCCUCUGUCGGCAGACACCCAUGAGCAAAUCAAGACCUGCCUGUGCUUGGACCUGAUUCAGGGCUAUGGUCUCACGGAAACCACGUCCGGAGCCACAGUAAUGGAUUACCGCGAUAUGACCUAUGGGCGCACUGGAGGACCGUUGACUGUUUGCGACAUCCGUCUGGUCAACUGGGAAGAAGGCAACUACCGCGUCACAAACAAGCCAUAUCCUCAGGGCGAGGUUCUUAUUGGCGGCGAUUGUGUCUCUCAAGGCUAUUACAAGCUGCCCGGCAAGACCAACGAGGAUUUCUUCGAGGAGGACGGGCAAAGGUGGUUCAAAACCGGCGACAUUGGCGAAAUACAAGCUGAUGGCGUACUUAAGAUUAUAGAUCGUAAGAAGGACCUGGUCAAGCUGCAGGCCGGCGAAUAUGUCUCCCUGGGCAAGGUUGAAUCUGAAUUGAAAACGUGCGGAAUUAUCGAGAACAUUUGCGUAUACGGAGAUCCCACAAAGCAGUUCACAGUGGCGCUGGUCGUCCCCAACCAAAAUCAUCUGGAGGAACUGGCCCAGAAACAUGGACUGGGGGACAAGACAUUCGAGGAGCUGUGCUCAUCGCCCAUUAUAGAGAAGGCUAUACUCAAGGAAAUUGCAGAACACGCGCGGAAAUGCAAAUUGCAAAAGUUCGAGGUUCCCGCCGCCAUCACAUUGUGCAAGGAGGUUUGGUCUCCGGACAUGGGACUGGUAACGGCCGCCUUCAAACUGAAGCGCAAGGAUAUCCAAGACAGAUAUCAGCAUGAUAUUAACCGCAUGUACGCCUCAUGAAAGUCAAUGUACUAAACGAGGGCUAUUAGAUGCAGCAACGACAACAACACGGAGACAACUACAUUAGUGGAGCAGCAGCAAUGAAGCUAGUGUGUACUAAUGGCGAUUUAGUAGCACCCCACACGGCAUAGGCCUGCAUACCAAAUCCAAAACCAACCUAGCUUAAGUCCUAAAAGAUCCGAAGGCCGAGCAAAACAUAUGAGAAAACGAUUAGUCAUAUUGUGCAUGUAAAGACAGAAAGUUCUCAGUUACCUAUUGGUUUUGUUCCAUUUCGUUUGCUAGAAUUUUGAAAAUUACUCGUUUCUCAUCCUAAUAAAGUACAGUUCGUUGAAUUUUUGUUGGUACAUAGCUGCAGCUGGGUUUGGUUUGGAAAUGCGCUGUGCAUGUGCUUAAAAUGCUGUUGAACAGAUUGACAAUGAUAAAGAUAAUGAUAACUGAUUGCCGAUAAUGAGAAUGAAUAUUGUAAACUGUACAGUUUUCGGUUUUUAGAACAUUUUGUGGCAAAUGAAUAUUGCAUAAAAAAUACUUAUUUUUAUAUUAAGCUUAAGUGGUUGCCUAUUAAUUAUGUACAUACGAUAUAUACACACAUCUAUAUAAAUGCAUAUAUGUGUAUAAUAAAUCUAAUAUUUAGUGUACUCCUUUAUGCUAAGUUUAUUGUAUGGAAAUUUUGAAGUGAUGAAAUGUUGAAAGAAGAAAAGAAAGCGACUUGAUUAUGAAUUAAAAGCAACAACUGCAAAGUGAAGACCGUAAGAAUUUCCCUGGCAUAUGCUUCUUUGUGGCGCAGAAAAAAACAUCUAAACACAAAUGGAACCAUCCAAAAAUUAUUUUUAAUUACACAAAGGCAAAAAGGUUACAAAGGCAAGUGUAAAAUAUAUUUUAGCUCAAUUUAGUUAAAGAAAAAACCAUCAAAUGAAUUUUAUUAAAUAUAUUAUGUCAAACACGUAACGAGAAAAGUCAAAAUUAAAAUGCAACAAAUGAAAGACUUAGUACCAAAAUAUAUAAAGAAGGAAAACGCUAGUAGGCCAACAAAAGGGCCUAAAUUAACGAACUAAAAAAUAAAUACAUUUGUUUUAGAUGUGCAAGAACUUUUUGAAUAAAUUGUAGUCAUAUUUUUAGUUAAACUAUAUAUAUUUAGAAAACGUUUAGCAAUUUUUGUGGAAACGUUGCGUUUCUUUAAAAUAAAAUUCAACUGAUAAAAACA
Molecule: messenger RNA, 3760 nt
Organism: Drosophila subpulchrella
Lineage: Eukaryota; Metazoa; Arthropoda; Insecta; Diptera; Drosophilidae
Gene: Acsl
Product: long-chain-fatty-acid--CoA ligase 3
Exons: 11
Coding region: 412-2559 (715 amino acids)
Biological process (GO): long-chain fatty-acyl-CoA metabolic process; neuron differentiation; long-chain fatty acid metabolic process
Cellular component (GO): lipid droplet; plasma membrane; endoplasmic reticulum
Molecular function (GO): palmitoyl-CoA ligase activity
Source: RefSeq, a predicted model, not a curated record